This is a messenger RNA of Armigeres subalbatus, 1656 nucleotides long. RefSeq names its product mucin-5AC-like. The record is from RefSeq and is a predicted model, not a curated record. NCBI's taxonomy places the organism in Eukaryota, Metazoa, Arthropoda, Insecta, Diptera, Culicidae. The transcript is spliced from 2 exons. The coding region runs from base 672 to 1619 and encodes 315 amino acids.
ACGUUUCAACUUUGUCAGAUCUUAAGUGCACGAAAUUAGGGUACUUCACGGUAAUUUACGAACGCUAUUUAUUAUUUAAUGAAGACUUAGUGCUCUUUUUCAAUUUAAUUGUGUAGUGUAAUAUUAAUAAGUGCAAAGUCAUUCCGAUUUUUUUUGUCUACCCAUGAUGUAUGAAAGGUCAACACGAAUUAUUCUGCCAUUAUUGUAUCGAAGGGUUCGGUUUGACCUCUAAUUAUUCAUUACUCACAUUGUUACUAAAUGUAUACGUUUUAUAACUCAGCUUAGCAAAUCUAGAAGUUCUCAUCAUUAGCUGACUCGUCUUGUUUCUUUCGCAUAAAAAUCAACUUUCAUUCAAUUCCUCUUAAGGUUAGACUAUUGCAAAACAACCCAAAAGAGACUGACCCCCAAUUACUAUAGCCCAAAGGGCACUUCUGCUUCAGGUAACAACAUGCGUGCACGGCGCCACGAGCAUUGAACUUGUAGAAUUUUUAUGCAACAGCAGCGCAAUCAAAAAUGAUCGAUACUGCAGCGCAAAUCCAGUUUUGUCCAACUAAGCAGAACCGGCUCUCCCGAAAAUUAUUUAAAGCAAUGUCGCACAACAGCCGCGGUUUAAUGCUAUAUGCAAAGGGUCGUUUGCGGUCAGUAAUGAGUGAUUUGCGGUAGAACACAGAAUGGAUUUUACUCGAAUUGUGACGGUUGUUAGCUUGAUACUUCCGAGCAUUCAAGCAGCAACCGAACCAGUUGAUCAAACGGUGAUGUUCAAAGAGAUUGACUCACUGCUGCGAAGGUGUCCAUGCGUGCCAAUCAAUACUUGCUACAGCCAAGGAGUCAGUCUGAACGAGCAAAAUUUCCUCAACACAAACUUCCAGUGCCAAGACAAAACGUACAAUCACUGUUGUGGUCCCUAUUUCCAAACCUUGGGCAACGACGACUUUUAUUUCGAUGAAGAUGGAUUCGAUCGACAUGGACCAUGGCGCAAGGCGCCCACAACGAUGGCAUCGAAUGUUAUGAUAGUAAUGCCUCCGGAUUCGACCACCCGAAGCCCAGAGUCGCUUACCAAAGUUGUCUUAGUAUAUCCGGAAACUACAACAAAGCCAACAACGACUACGGAAGCCAUCGAAGAAACAACAGUCGAGUUAACUACUUUGGAACCAAUUACCGAUGUAGUGGAUACAACUUCAGUGGAUGAAGCAACGACCGAACUACUCGAAGCAACAACCACCUCUACCACAGAACCGUCGACGACAACGACCACGACACCGAAGACCACGUUAUCCCCACAGGAACAGCGCAUCGGCAGACUGCAGAACCGACCAGGUUACCCAAGUCAGGAACUACUGAGGAACAGAUCUACACGACCGCCAAAAACCACAUCAUCUACCACUUCCACUACGACGACAACGGAGGCGCCAACUACCCGGGGGUAUCCUUCGCGAUACCUCUACAGACCGGACCUGCGUCGGAGACAAGCCAUGAAUCGGUUGAGGUUGUUUAUCAAAACGUCCACCACGCCAUCAUCCGUCGAAGAUUCCGGCGAAGACUACGAUGACGACGAAGAUAAUGACGACGGAAGCAUGGAGGCCAAUGACGCAGAGGAGGGCGAUGGUGACGAACUUUAAAUUAUCAAAGGCUUUCUCUAAUAAACGGAAAAAAGAA